Molecule: messenger RNA, 597 nt
Organism: Drosophila willistoni
Lineage: Eukaryota; Metazoa; Arthropoda; Insecta; Diptera; Drosophilidae
Exons: 3
Coding region: 111-551 (146 amino acids)
Source: RefSeq, a predicted model, not a curated record
AGUUGGUCACACUGAAAUGCAUACAAAAAGCGGCAACUAGACGAGCCAAACGAAAUGUAAAAGAAAACUUAAACAAUUUUGUCCACACAGAUUUUGGGUUUUACCGCAACAUGACACCUUUCGAUGAUUUGUUUUAUCUGGUUAAUCAUGUGUUGCUGGGCGAAGAGCCGACUAUCGAGGAUUUCAUAUUGCUUGUGGGCACUAUGGUGGCCUUUAUAGCCUUUAUACUCUGGUGCUGCUUUCCCAUACAACCAAAGGAUCCGGGACCCCAUCGGCAGUUUACCUGUAAAGUUGUACAGAAUCCCUCAAAAGGCUGUGAUGACAAAGACAAAGAUGCCAACAGUGCCGACGAUAAGGCAACGUCGACAUCGGCUUCGUCAGGGUCAUCUGGAUUAGCUAAUUCUAAUAAAAAUAAUACCUUCAGCUCUAGUAUGGCAUCGCCCCCUAAUAGUAUGCAAUAUAAUAAUGGAGCAAGUGGUAGCUAUAGCAAAAAUGGGACAGUUGCCAUGCACAAUUACUAUGUUAAGAAUGGACAUCAUUGCUGCACUUAAUGCAAAAACAAACAACAACAACAAAAAAAAAAAAAAAAAGAAAGAA